CCAUGUCACUCUGGCACGUCAGUUAAUGGCAGCACUUGGCUGCCGGCGACGGCGUCAUAUAAAGCUAGCCAACCAGCUCGGCAGCUCGCACAGCUUCCUCGCAGAUAUUUCCGGCCGGCCGCGGCACCCAGCAUUCUCCACCGGCAGGCCGGCGGCGUCGGCCAAGAACGCGCGGCGGCGACGCCGCGCCCGCGCGCGAUCCACGCGCCAACCUCCACGCGCCGGGCCGGAUGGACGACCUGGCGGCGCUGGCGCGCGGCGAGGGGUGGACGGAGGAGCGCCACGCGGCGUUCCUCGACCGCAUGGAGCUCUCCUUCGUGAGGCAGGCGCUCGGCGGCAGCGACGUGCGCCAGGCGUCCCGCAGGCUGGGGCGCCGGCCAGCGGCGGCGCAGGCCGGCGCCGAGGGCGGCGGCCAGCAGCAGCAGGCCCCGGCCGCCCCGCUCCCGCUCGACCGGCCGCUGCCCGACAGCGCCGUCGAGUCCAACCGGUCGGGGCCGGCAGCCCGGCGGCGCGCGGCCAGCGGCGCGCGCCGGCCCGUGGAUCCGGCCGCUGCAGGUUGGUGAGGCCUUCCGUACUGUAAGGUGAAAAAUGUACGCGUCCGGUCACUUGUUCCCGUGCAUAAGUAGCGCCUUCAACGGCAGAUGUGUAUAAUAUAUAUGAUCGCGCUUUUUGGAUGCCUAAUAUGAAAUCGUAACGAACUGCUUGUUAGCAAAUGUGGUACAGAUGUGGUGCCUCUUUUUUUUUGGCUUUAACGCCCAAUUUAAAUUCAGUCAUUGGCAAAUCCCUUGUCUGCUUGAUUUGUAGGUUUGUCACAAAACUCCUGAGCAAGAUGGUCAAACUCAGAAUAGAACAGGUCCCUUUCUACAAACGUAACACGCAAGGGUCCACUCUUCUCUUGCAUGGAGGGGAUAUUUUGCUGUGCAUCCGUUUGGUGAGUUGGUGAUGUGUUAGUUCAUUUAUCAUCACAUCUCCGGAACUUUUCAGAUUUCCAUGAGAAAACGUUCUGCAGUGUAGAGCUGAAUUAUUUACUGGUUACUGAUUAGCUUUAAGCAAAGCUUCUUUGUAUGCUGUGGUGGUAGUCAGAGAUCUAACAACCGCAGCAGUGCAUGUAUUAAAUCCCUAAGUAAAGUACUUACCUUGGACAAUAAGGACAGCUAAGCUAUCAUGUUGAAGCACUUCUCGCUGUACAUGAGAGUAAUAAAAAAACCAACUGAUCGACUUAUAGGUGACA
This is a messenger RNA of Panicum virgatum (switchgrass), 1231 nucleotides long. RefSeq lists its product as uncharacterized. NCBI's taxonomy places the organism in Eukaryota, Viridiplantae, Streptophyta, Magnoliopsida, Poales, Poaceae. The transcript has a single exon. The record is from RefSeq and is a predicted model, not a curated record. The coding region runs from base 231 to 563 and encodes 110 amino acids.